CUUUUGAUGAUUGGAUUAUUUGUUCGUUUCUGAAGGAGCAAACUUUGAAGGUAAUAAAAUAAAUUUGAAUGAAUUAAAUAACAAUUUGUGUAUUAUGGAUCUUUUCCUGGUACUUUCUUGACAGAAAGAAAGAAAGAAAUUGUUAAGUGAAAUAUACAGAGUAGUAUAUUUUUUAUUAAGGGUUUUGUUCGAACAGGCGUUCGUAGGGUUUUCGAAAUCACAGAACACUGUUCGACAUCGAUGAUCGAUAUCGCGUUGUAAACCCCGGUAAUGGGAUAGGUAACCAAAUUUUCUUUAGACGUUAUUAAGCAAGUGAAAGAAAAAAAAAAGAAAGAGACGAAAGAAAGAAAGACGCCUAUUCCACCCCACCCCACUCAACCCGAUACUUGUAUAUUGAUCAUGCCGUGCCAUUAGUAAGAAGUGAAUAAAACAGUACUAUCACAAAAUCUAUUUUUCUAGUAAAUACCUGGCACCGACGUCAAAAUUGUUGCUACAUACACCUAUUGUUUAGAUCUUAUUGAAUAUAAAACUUUAUGAUAUUAUUUCUCUCUUUUCAGUCGUUUCUCUUUAUUACAAUUUCUUAAAGGUUUAUUUUAUUUUAGUUAUUUUCUUAAUAAAAUAUAGAAAAAAAUCCCACGUAGUAUUUAUAGAUGUCUCAAAAUUUUCUAUUCGAAUUCAAGAUCAUCUUUGAAUUUGGUAUCAAGAGGUAUGUACGUCCGCCCACAAAUUAUUACUCACUUAGAGCUCGUUUCCACUUGUCGGCCUGCGAAACCGUAUUUUAAUCGGAUAUCGGCGCCUUUAUUCACACUUCGGUUAAUAAUAGGUUGUCGGCCACCACGGCCAAGCUCAUCAAUUUUAAGCACUCUACUCUACGAGAGGCGACUGUGCACGAUGGACGCCGACGAAGUUCUUGUUGUUGUGUAUUAUUUAAGAAGAAAACAAAAGAAGAGAGCGAAGGAAAGAAAAUAUUGGGUGCUUCCAAUCCUGAGAGAACGAUUUGGUUUGGGAACAUUUCAGAAUCUAAUAACAGAAUUGAGAAGGGACGAAAUCAAGUUUUUUAAUUAGAACGAACGGAAAAAGGGGUAGCGGGGGAGGGUAGUCGGCCCCGACACCCGACAAAUUUGAACAGCGCUAUUCUAACUUAAAGGCGAGCGAGAUCCGACACGAUUUUUUUCCAGGCGAUAAGCGCUGGCAAAACACACGACAUUUAUUGUCGGCGCCGACACAUAAUCGGUUUCCGACACGUGUGAAUAGCUUCAUAUAACAUGCUCUGCCACUAGAACCUCCGAUUAAUAUACGGAUCCGACACCCGACAAGUGGGAACCAGCUCUUAGGCGAUUCGUCGGUGAGCGUAUUUACGUGUGCGUGCGAUUUCGAACGGUUGUAGGCAGUUUCACCACUGUCAACUUAUAUUUAGACUGUGACAAUUGUCAUAUGGAUUUA
Messenger RNA from Diatraea saccharalis (sugarcane borer), 1443 nucleotides. NCBI's taxonomy places the organism in Eukaryota, Metazoa, Arthropoda, Insecta, Lepidoptera, Crambidae. The record is from the annotation of a GenBank genome assembly.